Messenger RNA from Syngnathus typhle (broad-nosed pipefish), 6387 nucleotides. It is a transcript of the gene celf4, whose product is annotated as CUGBP, Elav-like family member 4. Bases 84 to 1247 code for a protein of 387 amino acids. The record is from RefSeq and is a predicted model, not a curated record. Lineage: Eukaryota; Metazoa; Chordata; Actinopteri; Syngnathiformes; Syngnathidae. Gene Ontology annotation, cellular component: cytoplasm; ribonucleoprotein complex; nucleus. Gene Ontology annotation, molecular function: mRNA binding. The transcript is spliced from 13 exons. Gene Ontology annotation, biological process: regulation of alternative mRNA splicing, via spliceosome; mRNA splice site recognition.
GCUGUGCCUUCCUCACCUACUGUGCCAGGGAGUCCGCCCUGAAAGCCCAGAAUGCAUUGCACGAGCAGAAGACCCUUCCGGGGAUGAACAGACCAAUCCAGGUGAAGCCAGCAGACAGCGAGAGUCGAGGAGAAGACAGAAAGCUCUUUGUGGGCAUGCUCAACAAGCAGCAGUCGGAAGAUGACGUGCGACGCCUUUUCGAGUCCUUCGGCGGCAUCGAGGAGUGCACCAUCCUGCGAGGUCCUGAUGGCAACAGCAAAGGCUGUGCAUUUGUAAAAUACUCGUCUCACGCCGAAGCUCAGGCGGCCAUCAGUUCACUACACGGCAGCCAGACGAUGCCUGGUGCCUCAUCCAGUCUGGUGGUAAAGUUCGCAGACACGGAUAAGGAGCGCACCAUUCGCCGCAUGCAGCAGAUGGCUGGUCAGAUGGGCAUUUUCAACCCUAUGGCCCUGCAGUUUGGAGCCUACGGAGCCUACGCUCAGGCAAGGCUGCAGCAGCAGGCCGCAUUGAUGGCAUCUGUAGGCCAGGGGGGUUACCUCAGUCCGAUGGCUGCCUUUGCUGCUGCCCAGAUGCAGCACAUGGCCACCAUCAACGGCCUCCCCGGAGCACCGCUCACGCCCACGUCGGGUGGCAGCACUCCUCCAGGCAUCAGUGCCCCCACAGUGACCAGCAUCCCUUCCCCUAUUAGUGUCAAUGGUUUUACUGGGAUGCCGCCUCCUCAAGCAAAUGGACAGCCACCUGCAGAGGCCGUCUUCACCAAUGGGAUACACCAUUACCCGGUAUUGCAAGAAGUGGUUUUUAGGGAGGACUCUGAGAAAAAUGGCUUGGGUGUUGCUCCAAGGAGUUGUUUCGGAGUACAGGGUGGCUGCUUUCUCUCUUCUCUAUCUGAAGCUCAAAGUCCCACUGCAGCUGAUCCUCUCCAGCAGGCUUACACGGGAGUCCAGCAGUAUGCAGCAGCCUACCCUGCCGCAUAUGGCCAGAUCAGCCAGGCUUUCCCCCACCCACCAACCAUCAUCCCACAGCAGCAACGAGAAGGGCCAGAAGGUUGCAACCUGUUCAUCUACCACCUCCCUCAGGAGUUUGGGGAUGGCGAACUGAUGCAGAUGUUCCUGCCAUUCGGCUUUGUAAGCUUCGAUAACCCGGGCAGCGCCCAAGCUGCCAUCCAGUCAAUGAACGGCUUCCAGAUCGGCAUGAAAAGACUCAAGGUGCAGCUGAAGAGGCCGAAGGACGCAAACCGCCCUUACUAGCCCCGGCCCCAGCAAGCCGCUGCCAUCCACGGUGGCCGGGGUAGCUGUCGCACACAGUGGAAGACAGGUUUUGUAGAGCUGAAUUAUAUGUUGAUUAUUUGCUACCCGCUGUAGAAUGCAAACUCAACAUCUGGAACACUGAGGCUGCUUCAGAAGGAAAGGACAUCAAGAAAGCAAGAAGGCCUUGUCAGAGUCAUGGAAAAUUCCUUUUGGAUGUACGAAAAACUUGAAAACUCAGUGAGAAUUUGUACCACCUCGGUUUGCCCCUGGACCUUUUCUUCUUCACAUCCAGUAUAUACACACAAACACGCACACAGACACACACACAUCCUUCCACUCGGAACCCUGCUUGAAUGACAGCUACCUUUUUUUGGACCACGCAAACUUUUACUUGAACAAUGACGGGGAAAAAAAGUCACAAACUCUUUGAAUGACCAACCCCGAUGAACUCUUAAAGGGAACAACGGCUGUCAAAAAGUCCAACAAGAACAAUGUAAACUUUUUAAAAACUGAAUUGCUGAAGGAGAUAUUUUUCUUUGGUCUGGUUUGCGUUUUGGGCCGGUUGACUUGACACACAGAGGAACAAAUUCCAGAAGAGAGAAUAUGAUAUUAUCAGGACAAAGAAUUGGCUCGGGUUUGGGAUGACUGUCUUUAGCUUCGGAGUGCCUGUCCGUUUCCAGGGGAUACCAUUGCCAAGGAGAACCAUAGCAACGGUCUCCAGGGAGUCUUACCUGUCAUUCCUUAGUUGUUUUAGGGACCAAAUGACCAAACAUUUUUAUUGCUGAGGACUUGUAGUUCUAAUAUACUUGGACCACUCCAACUCUUUCAGCCAAUCUCAACUGGCUCAAGAGUUGUACUAAAAAGAAGUGUACAUUUCCAAUAUAUAUAUAUACAUACAACACAUGUGUGUGUGUGUGUGUGUAUAUAUAUAUAUAUACAUAUAUAUUGCCAAUAUGCUUUUGGAAUACAGGCAAAACUAUUUCAGAUGACCAAAUGGGGUCUCUCCCUUUGUUAGUUUACAAUCACCCCAAUUUUUUGUUAUUUGUUUGUUCUCCUCAUUUUGUCUUGAGAGGGACAGAGAGUGCAUGGAAGGGGCUGCUCCGCAUCACAGCCUUAUCUUUUUUAACUUAACAUCCUAACCUCAUAGAUAGAAUAACAUCAGAAACCUUUGAUCUAUAUCAACUUGUUUAUAUUUGCGGUACAUAUAUACAUACGUAUAGCGAGCGUUAAAAAAAAAAAUGUAUUCAUAUAUACAGCAUAUAUGGAUAAACAAGAUAUUAAUCACAAGCAAAUACAUAUGUACUUAUAUGCACAUAUUUGAUAUAUGUGUGUGUGUAUAUAGAACAGCUACUGACUAUGUUGAGCUGUUGUUUUUAUUUAUUUGGGGGUAGGGGGGAGUAUUUUUGCUGGAGUUUGACACAUUGCUCUGCUUGGGAUGAAUCGCAAAUCUGGCAGCUCCCCAAAACUGCAGGCAUUCCUUUUUCUGAUUACCUACUGUAUAUGCUGACACACAGUAUAUGGCACUGCUAAAGGGAUACGUGUGUGUGUGGGAAUGCACAUGAUACUGUAAAUAUUGUCUGAAAAUGCAAAAAGCCACAUCUCGGUAGCAGGCUUCAAGAAAAAAAAAAAAUCAGGCUCAAGUAUUUUAGAGGAAAAGGACAAUUAUCUUCGAGUCUAUUCCAAACAUAUCUGUUAUGCUUUGCACGCGCAAGCGCACACACAUACACACACAAACGUCUCUUUGAAACUUGAACCAAAAUGAAAACGUCUCGCGACUCUAGCUCUCUCUUGCAUUCGGUAAAAAAAUGCAUGUAGCGUACGGGCUGUCACUAUGUCUGGGUGUGCCUUGCCACCUGCAGAAUCUGCCAUCAAACACUGUGCUCUCGCCAAAAUUAAAGAAUAGAAACCACACAUACUUUUUCAAGCAGCCAGCGCACUAUUAUGAUGUCAAAACGCCGCCAUAUCUCUCAGCUGUGUAGUGAGGUUCAAUGCAUGUCCACUAUCGCUCCAUCCAUGUCUUUGAGCUUUUCAAUUAUGUCUAUAUUCUACUCACAUGAUGCUUUUGAUCAAAGUGGGCAUUAUUCAAACAUGCGAGCACAGCUACUAACUAGCAAAGCUGCAAGUGAGGCACCUGUGACGAAGUCAAAGUUAGGCUUAAUGUGAGUUUGUAGGCUUAGGCAAUAAAUGGCUUGAUCAGCGACAAUUCUUGGCAUGAAGCAUAUCCUUCCAGAGCAGGGGUCUCCAAUAUUCCCGCGCUAUUGCUAGAGCUGGCAAAAAGGUCAAAGAAUAUUUGAAUAUAUCUACUCUGCCAUGGUUUAGGAUAAACUAUUGCCUGUCAUUGAAAUCAUUGGGUGGAGAAUAGUGAUGACAAUUCUGAGGGCCCAUGAUCAUUUUCAAUUUGGAUCAUUGGGGCUCAAAAUCUAUUGGUUGCUGUAAAAGUAAUUUUAAAAUAAAUGGGGAUACUCGAGGCAUCGGUAUCAGUGCAGUUUUCAGCCUCAUGUGGCUGUUUUACGGUUAGGAAUUGGAAAUUAGAAGAAUAAAAUAUUGUCAAUAAUUUCAUGCAAUUUGAAGGAAGAAUGCUAUAUUGGGAUAUGUAGGUCUUUAUAAUUAUCCGUCAUUGUUUUUAGAGGGGAAUUGUAAGUACCAAAAGUUCUUGCGGUAUCAGUACUUGGUAUCGGUGUUGAAUAUCGGACCGCUAUCAGUCUAAAAAAAAGUGGUAAAAACAAAUUAUAGUCUUUGAGACAACUUCUGCAUAUUCCUUCUUCAAACCAUUUCUGACCAAAUUAUUAUUAUUUUGUGCUAAAAAGCCCUUAGUUUUAUUUGAAGCUAUCAUAUUAAACCAAAGUGGUUUCUGGCUGUUUUUAUUUUACUUGGGAAGCUGCUCACAUAAACAUGAGAAAGGACCGAGACCCCUGCUCUGAGAAAAUGCUACCUUAUCUAAAUCUGAACCUUGUCUAAAUCCUUAAUACUAUAAAAUAUCAAAUGGAAAGCGUAGCAAUAAGUGUGGCGGGGAUAAAAUGUUUAUCCAUCAUAGUGACUGUACCAUUAAGGUCGGCUUCGUAUUACUUUGGAAUACAAUUGAAGGUAACAGUAAAAUAUAGAAUACGUACAAAAGGUCACCAGAGUUAUUGGCCAUGCAGCUGCUGGAGAUUACGCACUGAAUAUUUAUACAUGUGAAUUUUUAUAAGGCUAUGAGGCACUGGGAGGCAAUGCUUCCUGUUAGCUGGUGUUACUAGUUUGCCCAUAAAUGGAUCAUUAUUCCACAUUACAACAAGCUCAAUUGACUGAACAAUUGACUUUUUACCUGCCAAAACCAAUGAGGCUAAAUUAUUUCGUUCGACUUCCGAGGACGCCCUGGUUGCGCUGAUAAUACUAUCCCGAGCAUGGCAAGGACCAACGUGACCAAGUAAAACUGGCAUCUUAAACCCAAUCAACUGAAUGUGUGGUGAGUCCGCUUUGACUGCAAUGCAAAAACAAAAAGCGUCUUGACGUGGAGUUCUCUGAGCCACAUGUGGUAGAAUGCCAAGCACAUCAUCUUUAUUUGCCCACAACUGUAAGCUACACGUUUACAAAAGGAAAAAUGUCUAACGGUUUAAAACAACACCGGACAGAGCAGAAGUCUGAAUAUAAAUAUAUAUAUAUAGAUAUGUAAACAUAAACCAAUGAAUAUACUGUAAAUUGUUUCUUUUUUUGCUCUGUUCUCCUCUGUACAUAGGUUUGCAUAUUUUAUAGGACUUUUACUUCUAUCUACAAGGACUGGAUAAAGUACUUUAAAUACUCCAAAAAAAUAUAUAUGAAUGAAAACAUGGUAAUGCUCAUUAAAACCAGGUACAAAAAAAAAAAAAAAAAAAAUUGCUAGGAUACAGUGCGAAAUGUAGGACCUGACCAAGGCAUUUAUCCAGAAAACAGUCAGGGACAGCAUUGACCUCAGUUAGAGCUUAGACACACGUUGACCUAUUUUAUAACAGAAAUACUUUCAUAGGUUCUAUUCAUUUCUGUAUUUAUUUACAAGUCAUGUCUGAGAUGAUAUGCAUGCUUUCAUGGCAUUAUUUUUCUAUGAGUUGGUACGUGACCAAAUAGUUUUUUAUAUGACAUGCAUGGGCCACACUACUCUUGUGGUCCACAAAUGAUCAUUGUUCCUGUCGUCAGGACCGCGCCUUCAGCACUUCUUAGAAAGAUGGAGAUAACAGCUCCUAUUGACCAAGUGAUGUCAAAGACAGAUUUGAAUAUUUGUGUUGUAUUUAUUUAUUUAUUUUUAUUUAUUUUUAUUUAUUUAUUUAUUUAUUUAUUUAUUUAUGCCGUUUGACUCAAGAUCUGAGCUCUAUUUUUGCCACCGAGGGGUCUUGCUUAAAAGUGCCACUUUGUAUUGCCAUCACAUUACCUCUUCAUAUGUUGCAAGUCUAAAAAAAACAUUGAUUAUUCAAUUCCCUGUUUCCCAUAAACAUCGGAAAGCAGUCAGCUACCGUGUUUCGAAGCCUUAUGUACAUUUCUGUUUAUAACUUACGGAAGAUAGCUUCGUUGGUUUAAAGGGGAAUUAUGACGAUUUUGCCGACUUAUACUUAUGCAGUAUAUUGUAAAUAAUAGUAAUGUGCAUAUCAAACCUGGUUUCGAUCUUAUCAGAGUAAAAAAUAUAGAAUCGGAAAUGAGUAUAAUAGGUUCCUUUUGAAAAAUGCAAAUUAAAUGAGGUCUUCUAAUGGUUUUUUUUUAUUUUUUAUUUCUUUUUUAUGUAAUGUAAUCUCUAGUUUAGUGCUCCCUCGUUAACUAACUGUACAAUCAGACGUUUGCCUUGAGAUCAAAUUGAGCUUCUGCAAUGUAAAAAGCAAAAUUCUUUAGAAACAAAGAAAAAUCUGUGAUAUAAAAUACCACUUUGGUCAUUAAAAAAAAAUAAUAACUUCACUUCCUUCCUGCCAUUUUCUGCAUCUUGUGUCGCAUUGUUUGGCAGAGCUCUGAUCUUGUUCAACUGUGUUUUACCAAGAGCAAAAGUCAAUGAAAUCUGCACUAUCUCAUCCCAACAAAAUUGAUUUACUGUCAUUUUUAUGUGCUGUGAUAAUUUUUUCCCUAAACUCUACAGUGACCGGAGAGGCAUCAUGUGGUUUAAAACCUACUAUGGAGAUGUAUUUCCCAAUUUCAGCACAUAUGG